CCUGUGUCACGUGACGGGGGGGAAAUAGGGAGGCUCUUGUGUUUACAUCGAUGCAUUCAACAGCGGCCACUGCAGACCGUCUACACAUCAAUGUUUUGCUUUCAUUUCGUUGAAAACGAGCACAAACACCGGUACACACGGUAGUUACGACACCGUCCGAGCAUAAGGCUCUUGUGUGUUACAGAGCGCGCGCGUCUGCUGCAGCUGUGAUCAGUUGUGUAUUAGAUUACUGGAGACAUGGACGAGCUCGCGGUGGAAGUGCGAGGGGCGAGUGGAGCUUUCUACAAGGCUUAUAUUAAGGAUGUUCAGGAGAGUACAGUCACAGUGUCUUUUGAGAACAAUUGGCAGCCAGAACGUCAGAUUUCUUUCCAAGAUGUUCGGUUUCCACCUCCAACCGGCUUUCAGAAAGAGAUAAACGAGAGUGAUGAAGUGGAGGUUUACUCCAGGGCCAAUGAUAAGGAGCCUUGUGGAUGGUGGCUUGCCAAAGUUCGCAUGGUGAAAGGCGAGUUUUACGUGAUAGAAUACGCAGCCUGUGACGCAACGCUAAAUGAAAUCGUCACAUUAGAGAGGCUACGACCUGUGAACCCCAACAAAGCGGCGUCGAAGAACACCUUUCUCAAAAUCAGAUUAGAUGUUCCUGAAGACUUGAGACAGAUGUGCGCAAAAGACUCGGCACAUAAAGACUUCAAAAAAGCGAUCGGAGCCUUUAACGUCACUUAUGACUCGGAAGAAAAGCAGUUGGUUAUUUUGUCUGUUAAUGAGGUCACCUCAAAGCGAAUAGGCAUGUUGAGUGACAUGCACUUCAGGAGUCUGCGCACAAAGCUGACGCUGAUACUGAGGAAUGAGGAAGCAACCAGACAGCUGGAGAGCUCUCGGCAACUGGCUUCAAGGUUCCAUGAGCAGUUUGUGGUGCGUGAUGACCUCAUGGGAUUGGCCAUAGGCACCCAUGGGGCGAAUAUCCAGCAAGCCCGAAAGAUUCCUGGGGUCACAACCAUAGAUCUGGAUGAAGAGACCUGCACGUUUCACAUCUAUGGAGAGGACCAGGAAGCUGUACGGAAGGCCAGAAGCUACCUGGAAUUUUCUGAAGAUAUUAUCAAAGUUCCUAAGAAUUUAGUCGGAAAAGUCAUUGGCAAGAGUGGGAAGCUGAUUCAAGAGGUUGUGGAUAAAUCGGGAGUUGUCAGAGUUCGAGUGGAACCUGAAAACGACAAAAAGCCUUCUCCAUUAGAGGAGGGAAUGGUGCCGUUUGUGUUUGUUGGGACAAAGGAAAGCAUUUCAAAUGCACGUAUUCUGCUGGACUACCAUCUGAAUUAUCUAAAGGAGGUUGAUCAGCUGCGAAUGGAGAGACUGCAGAUCGACGAACAGCUCAGACAGAUUGGAGGAGGACCCAGAGCUCUGCCGGGACGACCUGAGAAGGAAAAACCCUUCAUGGCUGAUAAUGGAAUGGGACCAUCACGGGGAGGCAGCAAACCCUUCGGUCGUGGAGGGAGAGGGAGACGGGGCCCCACACUGGCCUCAGGCACCAAUUCUGAGGCCUCCAAUGCAUCCGAGACUGAAUCCGACCACAGAGAUGAGCUCAGCGACUGGUCCCUGGCCCCCACAGAUGAGGAGUCCAUGGGUUACCCCAAAAGGGCCCCUGAUGGACGCAAAAGGGGUGGGGGACCCCGGGGUCGUGGAGGGAGAGGAAGAGGAGGAGGAUACAAAACUGAAGAAAUGCACUGGAAUGAGUCCCGCUCUCGUAGUUCCAGAGACUCAAAGCUGAGACCCCAGGAAGACUCAUUGCAGAUCCGCAUCGACAGCAAUAACGAGAGGAGCGUCCACACCAGCCGAGGCUCUCAAGCUCUGGCAGGAGACAGUGGAGGGAACCGGCAGAGACCCAUAAAGGACCGAGUGAUAAAGAAAGAGAAGCAGGAUGUCCCCGACAGCCAAGCCGUUGUGAAUGGCGUUUCGUAGAGAAUAAAUCGCCCCCUUCCCCUCAUUGUCCCACUCAGCUCCACCGAUCCGAUGCUUCUUCAUUAGAGACACAUUAGGCCAAAGAGAACCAGGUCAGUAGGGCUGUCGCAAGACAUGACAUAAAGCACACUUUGUAAUUGAUAGUGGGGGUAAAAAGACGAGGUCUCUUGGUGUAUGGUGUGUGUGGAAUUUGGUAGUCUUCGUGGAUUAGAGAGACCGGUCUCUAGAUCACAACUGAAGCUACAGGUUUUCUAAUUGACUUUCUAAAUAACUACCUAUGAAACUUAAAGAAGCUGUGGAUUAAAUGUCUCUCAAAUGGAAUCGUGACUUAAAAAAAAAGAAAAAAAAGUUUUCCAAGCAAUUGGUUUUUAAAGUUUUUGUUUUCCACAAUGUCCAAUAAAGGGAAAGUAACACAUUGGAGGAUGAACUCAAGCGCUCGGGGGCACAAGUUUAUGCCACACCUCAUGGCAUACAUUGUUUUUACACGCUUUGGUGUCCGUGGUCACUCGAGCCCAUUCUGAUGUGAGAUCUUAGCCACAUUAUUAGCAAAAAAAAGAAAAAGAAAAAAAAAAUGGUAAACUAUGUAAACAACAAGAAAAAAUGCUCCUGUCUGGAUCUGUGCCUUCAACUAGUGUGGAUAGUAUCAUAAUUUGGUUGUUUAAAUCAGGGAAGAAGACGUGAACAACACCUGUCUGAGUGUUGAAAUCUCAGCCGACGACUAAAAAAAAAGGUGUUUUUUUUUCUGUGCUGCAUGUAAAUCAUGAACAUUUUGUAUGUCUGAAAAGCAGGAUUCUAUCAAGUCGGCCGAAUUAUAUUUCACCAUAGUAGUAAAGGUAUUAACCUAACGAACCUAGUCAACUGUGGAAGUCAUCAAUUGUAACCAACCACCCAGAGACGAAUAGCAACGCUAAUUCAGUGACGUAAGCAUCACCAAUUAUACAUUUUGAUAUCAUCUAGCAUAUCUUUGCAUUGUAGAACGAUUCCGAAUUUCUUUUCUAUAGAAGUAGCAAAGCAGGUUCCUUUAAAUAAAUGUCUUUGAUUUCUCUCAUUUUACCUUCCAUCAUAAGCGACACAAGGUGAUUUUCUUUUUUUUUCUCUGUGGGUGGAAACGCCCUUUUUUUUCUUUUCCGUUCACGCUGACCACAGUAAACUGCCAUCGUUCCUGCUGUAUUUUUCAGCAUCAGGUGUUUUAAGCACUUAUAUCAACUCUAUGUAACAUUGUCUUCGUCCUAACAACGGCUCAUCAUAGACUGAAAAAUGUUCAACUGGGGUUGCAUUCUGUAUAUUAUGUCAUCCGUUAAGAGAUUGUUGCUGUUCUUUUUAGAUUGAACUUUAAAUGUGCACUUAUCAUGUUUGUGUUACUCUGCAAGUACUUUAUAAUCUAUAAACCUAUAAUAAACUAGAAUGUGAUAAGACUUCCUCGGCAGGUGAAUCACAUGUAUGCUGUCAACAUAACUAAACGGAAGUUUAGAUAUCUUCGCUAAUUUUGAGUCUACUGUACUUUUUGCAGCUGAAUUCGCUUCGAGAGGGAGAAGAAGGGGGCGACACGAUGUUAACUUUGAUAUGAAAACCGUCUGUCUUAUCCGAUUAGUGCUUGUGCAUUAAACUUUAGUUUACAUUUUUAAGACGCGAUGCUGUUUCUUAACCCACGACUCUUUCGAAGCCUACUGUGACGGUAACCAUGGUAGUUUUUCUGCUUCUUCAUUUGACUGUACAGCAAGAAAACCGGUCGUUUGUUAUCCUCUUUGCUCUUUUUCCUCUACGUUUUCGACUUCUCUUUAUGCUCCUGUACUCUCGCUAGUCACCUUGGCAGAUUACCAGCUCUACCUGUUAAGCUUUUACACCAGUUUUAAAGUGAUUUGCCUGUGAAAGCGGAACGAAAGGCUUCGGAGACGUCAAAAGAACCUGUGACUGGCAGAGGAUUGCGGGUCGGGAAAGACGAACCACUCUUGAAAAAAAUCGAGGCGGCCCCUUUCGCGUGGCUCUUAAAUUUAGCCUUUACUUCAAAUUAAGGUGUUGAAUGGUUUACUCUCAGUAUUUUUAAAAACCUGCACGUCCACGGCGGGCAGUGAACUGGCAAGACGGCUCUGUUCCAAACAAACAAACAAAAUAAUAAUAAUAAUACUGUUCCGAAUCUUUGAAGUGUUGCCAAACAGACUGUUUUCUAGUUAUUUAUUUUUUGGAAUGUAUAUGAAAAUGACAAAUUGUAAAACCAUCUCUUGCACACAUCAUAGGCUAUUGUGAUUGAAAAAAAGAGCGGAAAAGAAAAACAAAACAACAAGAAAAAGAAAAAAAAAACAUGAAAUACUGUAGAUAAUGAACUGAGGUAGACUGACCUUGUAUGUUACUGCACUUUGGGUAAUAAUUUCUUUGUACAUAAUAGCAGAACAGACUGGGUUUUAUGUUGACAUUGUUUGGUUAUAGUGCAAUAUAUUUUGUAUGCAAGCAGUUUCAAUAAAUAAAGGUUGAUCUUCCUCUGCAA
Pimephales promelas (fathead minnow) is the source of this 4432-nucleotide messenger RNA. RefSeq names its product fragile X messenger ribonucleoprotein 1 (gene fmr1). Gene Ontology annotation, biological process: regulation of translation at presynapse, modulating synaptic transmission; positive regulation of long-term neuronal synaptic plasticity; mRNA transport. Gene Ontology annotation, cellular component: nucleus; neuron projection; cytoplasmic stress granule. NCBI's taxonomy places the organism in Eukaryota, Metazoa, Chordata, Actinopteri, Cypriniformes, Leuciscidae. The record is from RefSeq and is a predicted model, not a curated record. Gene Ontology annotation, molecular function: mRNA 3'-UTR binding; translation regulator activity.